Messenger RNA from Acipenser ruthenus (sterlet), 1254 nucleotides. RefSeq lists its product as uncharacterized. The record is from RefSeq and is a predicted model, not a curated record. The coding region runs from base 152 to 976 and encodes 274 amino acids. NCBI's taxonomy places the organism in Eukaryota, Metazoa, Chordata, Actinopteri, Acipenseriformes, Acipenseridae. Gene Ontology annotation, molecular function: protein binding. The transcript is spliced from 7 exons.
CCUCCCUCCGUCCGUCCCUCCUCCUCUCUCUCUCUCAUAGCAGGUCGGCUUUCAGAGAUGGGUAUUUCUUAAGGGAACCUCCACGACGAUACUUUUAACACAAAUGACUAUAUGCGUUAAAGAAAACAGAGCUUUGCAAUAGCUACAGGACAUGUCAGAAAGCUCUUCAGGCGUUGUUACAAGCAGUGAAAGUUUGCCCAAGUCGAAUUAUUCAGCCAACUCUGAUCUAAGUGGUUCAAAUACUCCACUGCCGGUGGUAUCAAGAAGCCGAGGAGCAGAACAGAGCCCUGAUUCAGGCAUAGCGUCACCUUUGCCAUCUAACAGAUUCAGGUUUACAGCUUGGCACAAUUUAGAGGGCCAUGAGAUUCGCGGUGCUCAACUGACCAGCCCCAGAGUCAGGGAAGGUCCACCUGAAUCAGAACUAUUUCUGAGAGGAGAAGAAAACUAUUUAAUUGGAAAAAGGAAAACAGAAGAGAAAGGCAAAUGGGAGAGCAGGCUACAAGAGAACUGGGAAAACUGUGUAGAAUUGAACCUUUCAUAUCAAGAUCUUGGAGAUUCUUACCAGCUGGAGAAUUUUAAGAGAAUUCUGCGGCGAUUAAUUCGAGUGGAGAGACUUCAGUUAGUGGACAACUCCUUGAAGGACUUGAGUUCUGUAAGACUGCCAAGAUGCAAAAGACUAAAUCUGAACAAAAACCAUUUAACAUCCAUCAGACAUCUGCCAAAGAUCCCUCAAAUACAGCACUUGUCAUUGGCUGAAAAUAACAUCAGGACUUUGUGCGAUUUAUCAGAACUGGGGACAACGCCUCUGGAAUCUCUUACAUUGAAAAGAAAUCCAUGUGAAUUUCAAGAGGAUUACAGAUCGAAAGUGUUCUCUAGUUUGCCAAACCUGAAACUUCUUGAUGGAAUCCCAAAGUUGCCAGCAGACUGUGCACCAUUGCAAUCUACUGACACUUCAAGAAUGUGUACGAUUUUAUAGCACACAGCACUAGGAAUGUACAAAAAAAAAAAUACAUGCAUACUUUAUAUCUUUUGCUGCCUUUGUGGGGAAAAACAUAUUAAGAAUGCAUAAUUAUUGGGAAAUGUUUUUUUAAACUGACAUUUUGCUUGAAAGUUAACAUCAGGGGUAACCAAUAACAUCUUAAAAGAGUGUAGUACUUAUUUUGUGGUAAAAUAAGAACACGCCACUCACAUUUUAAUUCACUGUAUAUACUGUUUUUUUGUUUGUUUUUUUUAAUGAUUUUACUAUUUUAUUUU